AUGUCAUCGUCCGUUCACUUCAAAUUCAAGUCCCAGAAAGAACCAUCAAGGGUCACCUUCGAUGGCACUGGUAUCUCGGUCUUUGAGCUCAAAAGAGAGAUCAUCAGCCAAAGUAGAUUGGGCGACGGGAGUGACUUUGAGCUAUCGAUCUACAAUGAGGACACUAGAGAAGAAUAUGAUGAUGACACCACCAUUAUCCCUCGGUCAACAUCAGUAAUCGCCCGCAGAUUGCCCGCAGCACGCCCAGGUAAAGGCGGUGCUGCUCGCUAUGUCUCAGGCAAGAUGCCUGUCAACGCUCGCGGCGCCCCUCGCAAUGAACUAUCGAUGAGCCGAGCAACACCCGGUACGGGACAAACCGUCAGCAGCAACGUCCUCGAGCUCAACAAUGCUCAAACUGAAGAGGAGAAAAUCAAUGCCCUGUUCAAUCUGCAGGCUAGCCAAUGGCAGGAGCAACAGCAAGAAAUGGCAAACGCGACACCCGUCUUAUUCGGUCGUGGCAGGGGGAAACCUGCCAAUGUACCCGAUCACCCUCCGCCUCCGGGGUAUCUUUGCUAUCGAUGCCGAGAAAAAGGCCAUUGGAUUCAAGCAUGCCCGACGAAUAAUGAUCCCAAAUUUGAUGGUAAAUAUCGAGUCAAGCGAUCAACUGGCAUACCGCGUUCACUUCAAACCAAAGUUGAUAAACCGGAAUCCUUGGCCCCUGAUGGCUCUACUGAAGACCUGAGGAAUACAGGGGUCAUGGUGAAUGCCGACGGUGACUUUGUCAUUGCAAAGCCCGACAAGGCAGCCUGGGAGCUGUAUCAGGAAAAGGCUAAGGCAUCAGCGGCAGCAGCAGCCGAAGCAGCAGCAGCCGAAGAGAGCAAGGCAUUGCAAGCUCGAGGGCUGGAAUGCCCGAUUGACAAAAGGAUGUUCUUAGAGCCAACAAAGACACCAUGUUGCCAGAGGACAUACUGCAAUGAUUGUAUAUCGAACGCUUUGAUUGAAAGUGACUUUGUCUGCCCCGGGUGUGCCACAGAGGGAGUCUUACUCGAUAACCUCACUGCCGAUGACGAGGCAGCAUCCAAAAUCAAGAUAUAUGAAGCCGACAAGGCAGAUGCCAAGAAGGAGAAGGAAAAGCUUCCUGCCGCCCUGGAUGUUACACCUGUUCCUGAAGUCUCCGAAGCUGAGCCAAGAGACUCAUCCGUUCACAGAGAGCCCAGCCCACUCCAUCAAGCCCAAGAAAAUGGUUCCACACAAUCCAGGAAAAGAUCAGCCGAGGAUGAACCUGCUGGUCAGGAUGAAACUGCAAAACCCGAGUCACACAGCGUGGCGAAAAGACAGAAGGCCGAUGAUGGCCAGUCCGAUGAUGCCACCCCGGAUGACAGUGUCAAAGAUGGCGUGCUCGGUAUGGCCCAAUCAAACUUCAACGGCCAGGACAUGCCUUUCAAUGCAUUUGGGCCCAUGCCAGGGAUGCCAGGGAUGCCUUUCACAGCCCCCGGAUUCGGCAAUGAAGCCAUGGGCUUUAUGAACCCCAUGGCAAUGAACGGUCUUCCUGGUGUCAUGGGCCCUGGAUGGAAUGCCAUGAACAUGCCCUUCAAUCCUCUCCAGGCAGGCAUGUUUGACCAGAACAAUGGCGGCAUGCCUAAUGGGUUUCCCAACAUGUUCACUGGAGAUCCUUCGAUGAUGUUCCCAAUGCCGCAGAAUGGCUUUCAAGGACCAGGCGCUGGAAUGAAUAACUUCUCAAACCAGCAACGAACAACUUUCAGUCAACCAUACUCCCGGGAAGAAGAUUCGCCAUAUUUCCGUCAACCUGUGAAUCCGCAGCGUCACCAGGCUAGAAACCGACGCGUUCGACCUAGUGAUUACAGAGAGCUUUGA
Molecule: messenger RNA, 1854 nt
Organism: Penicillium bovifimosum
Lineage: Eukaryota; Fungi; Ascomycota; Eurotiomycetes; Eurotiales; Aspergillaceae
Product: cleavage polyadenylation factor subunit MPE1
Exons: 4
Coding region: 1-1854 (617 amino acids)
Biological process (GO): ubiquitin-dependent protein catabolic process; mRNA processing; protein ubiquitination
Cellular component (GO): nucleus
Molecular function (GO): nucleic acid binding; ubiquitin protein ligase activity; zinc ion binding
Source: RefSeq, a predicted model, not a curated record